ACAUACUUCAUACUGUAGGCCUAUAUGAUGAAUGAACUACCGAAGUUGACCACUCUGACAUUUCCGGCUAAACUAGUAGUGCAGUUAUUCCAGAGUUUCCUUUUUGCUAACAUUAUAAGUGGUAAGAAUCGGCAACCUAAUGAUCACUUGUUAUGUUCACUUUGAAGUUUUCUGGAAUAGUCUGUCAAGAGGUGGUUUGCAUCCAAGACCUAUUUAUACUCCUCAGUCAACACCUGGGUCUUAAGACCGGGUUUUAUUAAGCGAUUUAAAAAUUAGGUUUUGUAUUGAAACAAAUGUGCUUUUAAUCAAGUGUUCUGUGUCUUAGACUUUUGUCUGGCGUCUUCAUUACUUUGGUUCUGGCUUGGACCAUGGCGAGCGGAGACCUUUUGUUCGGUUUCUGAGAUCAUCCAUGCCCAAUUUUAGUCCCCUUUGCAUUACAGAUUGUUUAGUUUGUCUUGGAGUUUUGUGUUUUUUAGUUUUGUUGUCUACUGGUUUUAUUUUUUCUCUCUCCCCGUUUAGCAUUUGUUUCCCAAUGAUCUUUAUCUAGCCAUGAUCUUGACUUUAGAUCCGAUAGUCUCGCUCCCCCUUUUGCUUUGUUUAGACACUACGCAAAAGCUCCUGGCUCGCUAUCAGUGGUGUUGCCGGGCUGUAAAUGGUCUUUAUUGCAGGAAACUGAGAGAGAAAGGGGCACAAGCUGUUCGCCUUUAACCAAGCAAGUGUGUCUCUGUCCAGUCUGUUGCUCUCUUUUUCAAUCAGUGUUAUGGUAGAGUUAUUCUUUUACUAGUUUAUGGCCCUGUGAAACAGGGUGCAUUAAGAGACGCUUCUGUCUUCCAGAUACAUCAUAAAGCGCUGUCAUUGACAUCAUUUCACACUUCCAAAGACCGAAGUUCACACUACAUUUCUCAGCGAUAAAGAUGGACAGAUAAAGACCAGCUUUCUACCAAUGCAUCAGGGGAGAAAAUGAAUACGAGACAUACAUUUAUUUGUUGUUUCUAAUGAUGAUAAGAUUAUUAUUUUGUACUCAUUACUUGGAACCAGCAUAUCUGUUUGGUUACAUAAUGCGAUGACCAAAUGUCUUUAAAUUGAAUUAAACUAAAUGAACAAAUGAAACAAAGUACAUGGUAAGUAACAAAAGUAUUAUCAUUCUGACCUUAACACAAAAGCUUCCCAGUUCAGUACCAGCUGUUGCAUUUGAAUGACUCUUUAUUCCCACCUCUCUGAUUGGUCGUUUCCUAAAUGACUUUGACCUCUAUUAGGUGUGAAUGGUCUCCUGCUCUGGUUUCCUGACAUAGGAAGCUGUAGGUCUAUUGCCUAGAGGUUUAAUGGAAACGAGAAGAAAUAUCAAUGGUUGUUAAAGUUCGAGCUGAAUUUACAGGUCUGUACUAAUGCUGUUAUGUUUGAAGUAAUAAUGGUCUACAUAGCUGCAAAAUGGUUAAAUUGAAUAUAGACCUUAUAAGCCUGUAGAUGUGCAAGAGCUCUGUUCUGACUAAAAUGUAACUGUUUGAUGACUUGGAGUGUGAAUAGAAGUCCUAGAGCUGUUUUCCAUGUAUUGGUUGUUCUGGUUUAGAGAGAAGAAAGGUGGAUGGAUGGAUAACUUCUGAAGAUGGCAUGUUCAUUUGUUAAAAGCAUAACUUUCCCUUAAAGGCACAGUUCACCAAAAAAUGAAAAUUCUUUCGUCAUGUUCCCUUCGGUGCAAUCCUGUAUAAAUUUCUUACAAAAGAGAUAUUUUGAAGAAUGAUGGAAAAAUUGUUUUGGAGCACUAUUGUCUACCAUAGCAGCUUUUUACUACUGUGGAAGUCAACGUGAAAAAAAGUUGGCCUGCAGAACUGUGAGGAAGAUACACAUUUUAAAAAGAAAUAGUGCUUUAAUAUUUUAACUCCAUAUUAUGACCAAAUUUCCCGGUACUUUGAUGUGUAUCCGUGCACUAAGCUAACAAAAGAGCAACAGUUACACUUACAGUUUCAGAAUAGAACUUCAUAUCCAUCUCACUAGAAAACAAGAUGUAGUUAAACAUGCUCUACAGUUACAACAGGCAUGUGAUUAAUACCCAGAGGUCAACCUGUCGGCGUGAAAGUUAGUGUUAUCUGAUAAGAUAAAGAGAAGGGGAGUUACCGAGGAUAAAACACUGAGAUUAUAUAAACACUCAUUUCCUCUUUGACUGGUAAAGAAAAGCUCCGCUCUGAAUUUAAACAUCAUGAGAUCCCCAUGAAGACCGGUGGAACGUCGAGGGAAUGACAUUGAGUACGUUUGUUAUACGUAAAACAUCUAAGUGAUUUCUCUAAAUCCUGCCUCUCCGUUCGCUCCACCCGUUAAUGUUUGACUAUUAGCAAACACGUUUUAUUUAAUCCAGUCAACUGUAGAAUCACAUAGUAAAUACUCACAAUCCUAUCUGAAAGUUUAAUACAAUACAGUUUGAACCAUAUUAAUGUCCUUUGCAUUUCUGUAGUUUAAUAUGAUCUUCAAUCUAAGUGGAUGUUUUCAUCAUUUCAUAAGCAUGUUUUAAGGAUUAAUGUGAUACUUUGAUUUAAUAAGUGUAGUGUGUCCUCCUGUCGGUGUCAUUUUCAGGUUUCUGUAGUGGAAACCAAUAUUAACAUCAGUCAGUCAUCCCUGUGUGAGAAUGCACUUUUGUGUCGGAUGGGAAGCUAAGCCAUCGUGUCGGUUUCAGAAUGCUCGCUUUCUGCAAUUUGUAGCUUGAAACGGCUAAGAAAGAUUAUCGACUGGUGUUGUACAUGGUUUCCUCGGCCAUAUUUGUGCCCCCUGGCGAGCUUAGUCUUAAGAAAGCCUGCAAUUUUUCACUUUGCUUUGGUAUAAUUAGGUAAUUGGCCUAUAUUACAGGACUACAAUUUUGGAGUGUUCACCCCUGUCAGACGAUUGCCUUCAGGGUAGCGUACCCUGUGUCAUUAUCUCCACACACACACAAGCCACAGAAGCGUUGCAACAUUUUUUCCUGUAUAAACCACAAAAAUAGCUACGUAGAGUCAAUAGGUUUGCUGGUUUAUGACCGCGACCGUGGCGAGAAAUUGAACCGCUUUGAUGUAUGUAUACUAUGACACACUGUCUCUGCAUUAUGUAAAUACUUUUAUUGUUGUUUGUGUUGUUUAAUUUGUGGUGUUUGAUUUCUUUCGUGUUACUCUCCAGUCCUGGAUAGAGAAGUUAUAUAACGAAAUGGUGACUGUACACCGGGUCUGUUCUGUCUCAAGGUUGUAUAUCUACAGCUUCAGUGUCCACGGCUUACAGCUCUUGGUGUGAAACAGACAUGUAAUAAAGUGUGUCAGGCGAUUUCGGCCCUUUACAACCAACUGUAGCCUCACAAAACUGACAAUCGCAUGCAUAUGAGUGACCGAUUUUUAACAGCACAGAUUACGUUGUUUGUGUCUCUGUAAAUAGUUUUGAAGAGUGUUAUUGAUGCUAACCUUAUUCUGUCUUAUAAACCAAAUUUCCCAAAUAUAAACAAUAAUGAAUUGUGCGGGCCGUUCGAGAGAAAGUCUGCGCAUGCUGUAGCCAAGCAGCGGAGGAAAACCACAGAGCUGACAGCCAGGAGCGUAUAGAUCACAGCGCCAUCAAUCUCUGACAUUUCAUCAGGGAGAGCGGUAGGCCAACGCUGUGCCAAGCCCAAUCCUGAAGCCUUCGGACAAGUGUUCGUCUAAACCGGGAUGAAACGAAGAUGACGUUCUGCUAAGAGAUCUGUUGAUGUCACUGAUUUAUGGGACAUAAGUGUCGAUACAGCGAUAGACCUGACUGAUAGUCUGUUAGUAGUUUACUGCCUGGUGUGUCCCGUUGAAAGCUAGGGCUGGCACGGUAGAUAUAGCGAGAAAUCUGAGCCUCAACAAGCUGGCGGCAGUCGAUACGGACAUCCUCUCCAAUCUGCCCAACCUCAGAGAAGUGAGGCUUGACCACAAUGAGCUGACAUCUAUCCCUUCAUUCGGAGACGCCGCGGCAACGAUCGUUACACUCUACAUGCAUCAUAAUAAAAUCCGAAGACUUGAGGGGAGCCUGUUGCAAAACUUUUCUGCUCUGGAGACUCUUGAUCUGAGUCACAACAAUAUCACCGAGCUAAAAGACUACUGCUUCCCUCCAGGGUUACGAAUCAAAGAUCUGUACCUGAACAAUAAUAAGAUUGUUUACCUGGAGUUCGGGGCGUUUAGGAACCUAGCCGGGAGCUUGCAGGUCCUCAGAUUGAGUCGCAAUCUACUAACACACCUUCCUGUUAAAGGACUAGAGCUGCCCAAGCUCACACAGCUGGAGCUGAGCAGGAACAGGUUACGGUCGAUCGAGGGACUCACUUUCCAGGGUUUGAACAGUUUAGAGGUUCUCAAGCUUCAGAGGAACAACAUCAGCAAGCUGACAGACGGGGCGUUCUUUGGUCUGGGCCAAAUGAGGGUUCUGCACCUGGACUUCAACAGUCUGCGGGAGGUGAACAGCGGAUCUCUCUACGGCCUGAAGUCACUCCUGCAACUCUACCUCUCCAACAACUCCAUCUCUUACUUCAACCCUGAGGGCUGGGGCUUCUGCGAGAAACUCAGAGAACUGAACCUGUCUUAUAACAACCUGACAAAACUGUCUGAGAAUAGUUUUGCCAAGCUGGUGAACCUGAUCUCGCUGCGUUUGGGACACAAUUCCAUCAGUCACAUCACAGAGGGAGCAUUCAGAGGCCUUAACUCCCUGCGCACGCUGGAACUCGAUCACAAUGACAUCUCUGGGACUAUAGAGGACACCAAUGGAGCCUUCGCUGGCCUUGAAAACCUCAACAAACUAACUCUGUUUGGAAACAAGAUCAAGUCGGUGGCCAAGAAAGCCUUCACGGGUCUGGAGUCUCUAGAGCACCUGAACCUGGGGGAAAAUGCCAUUCGCUCCAUCCAACCCGAGGCAUUCAGCAAGAUGAAAAAGUUGCACUACCUUCAUAUUCAGAGUGAUAGUUUUCUGUGCGACUGCCAGCUGCACUGGUUUCCGGAGUGGCUGAGGACACGAGGGCUUCAGUCUGCCGUUCAGGCCACAUGUGCCCAUCCAGAGAGCUUAAAGGGCACCAGCAUCUACCAGGCACCACCACAGAGCUUUGUUUGCGAUGACCUUCCAAAACCUCAGAUCACAGUUCACCCUGUCAACACGGCAGCAGUUUUGGGGAAAGACGUGCGUCUCACCUGCACGGCCGCUAGCAGCAGUAGCUCGCCUAUGACCUUCACCUGGCGCAAGGACCAGGAGACGUUACGUCAAGCCGAGGUAGAGAACUUCGCCCAUGUGAGGGCCAGUGACGGAGGAGUGAUGGAGUACACCACCAUCCUUCACCUUCGGCACAUCACCUUCAAUCAUGAGGGACGCUACCAGUGCAUCAUCAGCAACCACUUUGGCCCCUCCUACUCUAACAAGGCCCGCGUCACUGUCAACGUGCUGCCUUCAUUCGUGAAGACCCCGCGUGACAUCACCGUCCGCACGGGCACGAAGGCGCGUUUGGAGUGCGCCGCGGAGGGACACCCGACCCCGCAGGUGGCGUGGCAGAAAGAUGGUGGAACGGAUUUCCCCGCCGCUCGAGAGCGCCGCAUGCGGGUGAUGCCUGACGAUGACGUUUUCUUCAUAAUGGAUGUUAAGCCUGGGGAUAUGGGCAUGUACAGCUGCACGGCCAAAAACACGGCCGGUAUGAUCUCCGCGAACGUCACCUUGACGGUUCUAGAAACCCCUCACUUGGCGCAAGAAAUGGACGAUCGUAACGUGGUGAUGGGCGAGACGGUCGCACUGCAGUGCAAAGCCUUGGGCAGCCCGCCUCCUAGAAUCACCUGGCUGAAGGGGGACGAGCCUCUUCAACCCAGCGACCGUCACCACUUCACUCCUGGAAACCAGCUUCUGGUGAUCCGCAGCACCACCUUAGAAGACGCUGGACGUUACACAUGCGUCAUGUCCAACACGCUAGGCACGGAGCGCGCUCACUGCCAGCUAAACGUCUACCAGCGUAUUGAAGAAGAAUGUGCGCCCUUCUCCAACCCCAGCACUGUUACCGUGGGGAUCAUCGUUAUCGCUGUGGUGACCAGCAUUGUGGUGACAUCACUGGUGUGGGUGUGUAUAAUUUACCAGACGAGGAAGAAGAGCGAGGAGUGCAGCGUUAACACAGAUGAGACUAUCGUCCCUCCUGAUGUCCCAAGUUACUUGUCCUCGCAGGGGACUUUAUCAGAGAGACAGGACGUGUGUAUACGAGUGGAGUCUAAUGGUGGAUCUCAAUCUAAUGGGCGCAUUGAGAACAAUGGCUAUGAUGGUCCAGUCAUGUGCAAAGACUGCUUGGAAAACGGCACCAACUACUCCAAACACUGUAACUACUUCUCUCACGAGAUAGCGCCCCCACCAGGUCUGGAGUAUCAGCAGACGCACCAACCGGCAAUUUUCUCCAGUCAAAAUGGCGAAGUGCACUGCAACGGCACACCCAACGGAGUGAGGAAGGACAGCCAAACGCCAAUCUUUCCCACCAACCACGACAGGGUGACGAUUAUACCCACAUCACACCAGUACAAUGAACAUAAAGGAUUGUUGGUGAAUAGGUCAGACACACCUCCCUCACUUGAAGAGGAAUACCAUCGGCCAGUAAAGCUCUUGCCCGGUGGUGACUUUGACCUCGGGUCUGAGCUCGCACAGAGUCUGUUACCCAACGGGCACGCGUACACUGCAGAUCCCGCCCUGAGCGAAAGCGAACCCUUAAGGCGGGCAUGUGACUAACACCCCACCUCGUUUUUUAAUCUUUUUUUUGCACUGAGAACUGCUACCUCAUACUGAGGGGCACACACAAAGCUGGCCCCAUUUAUCUGAAUGCAGAACAGGGCGACCGGAGUUUGAAGGAAAAGCUUAAAUGGGACGAUGACGUCCCAUCUGAGCGUUAAAGUUGUAUAUAGAUAUAAAUCCUCCUCAGGGAGGCGUCUUUCACUCUUCAAAAAUGUGACCUGCAUUUGACGCAUGCAAAUGUAUGAGAGUGCUAUAACAUUGGGCUUUGAAAUGUACAUAAGAGUUUUCAUAUAGAAAUAUAUAUGAAUGUAUGUAUUACAAUAACUUUUGCUGAACUCUAUUUGGUCCAUGGUCAGAACAGAGUGGUUAUAUUUUAUUUUCUGAAUUUCCCAGUUUUAUAAGCAGUGCCUUAUUGCAAGAUCAAAGUAUCCUCAAGGUCUUGUGGCAGAGGAGAACAUGGGUGAUCUGUCUGUACACUUUACUUUUUCACAGAAAGUUUUUCGUGCACUUGACGUUUAGACAAACUCAAUAUUCACAAUUCAUAGACUUGAUCGAAUACUUACAGGAUCUGUGCGUUACCACAAAAAAUAAGACCAUUAUCUCAGCUGGUACAAGGUAUGUGUGUACAGAAAUGCACAUAAAAUGAGUCUAUGGAUGGCUUUGUGAAACAUUGCAAAAAUGUUUUCUCAAUAAAUUUAGUCUUUUGCAGUAAAAUAACUUUAACAUCCUUUUAACAACUGUGUUUGAUAGCAAGACUUGUAUUGAGAGUAUUUUGAUUUGAAGUUUAUUUUUCUUAAAUCAAUUAUGUUUUCGUGUUAAAAGCAUAACCCUGUGAGAAAAAAAUACACUCAAUUCAAGAUCGCUGUAGUUGCUGCUAAAUACAAAUAAAUAUUUCCGAAUUUUUAAUGGAUGUCAAGAUAAACAACCGAUUUGGAGAUAUCAGGUAAAGACUAUUGAAAGUGCCUGACCGUGUUCACUAUUCUCUGAGUAGAAUUGUAUUUCACGGGAAAUACAGCCAAGAAUUUGUGUUUUGGGUCUGAUGACUUUGGAUUGAAUUUUCCAACUCCAUUAUGGUACAAAUACAUACAAAUAUUGGCAUAAAAGAAGCACUUUGAGACUAAUAAUGAGGCAUAUGUUGACCAGUAUGUAGAAUCCGUUUGUAUCUCCAUUAACAAUAAAACAUGCCAUCUAAAGCUGCUGCAUUCACCUGUGAUACCUGUGAUGUUUACGUCAUCUUUAAAUCUUUUUGAUUGCCUUUUAUAACACAUUUGGAGAAAUAACAAAUCAAUGUGAAUAUCAUCCAAACAUAACAUCUAGUGUUUUGUUCUAAAAGUGACUUCUAGCUAGCAGCAAAGAAGGGAAACUAAAGGGAAAGAGCGGAUCUCUAAAUAACUGGUUUAAUGGGACAAGCACAGAAUGUUUUCAUGUAAAGGGAAUAAGCUGUAUUUCUUUUUUAUAACACCUUACCAGCCGAUCUUCAUUGUUUUGUUGAAGACUUAAGUAGCUUACGCUAUAUAAGGUCCUUAUAAGUUAGUCUAAACCAAAUAACCCAUUCUUGUCGACAGCCAAGGUUUGUAUUUCUAGGCCAAAUAGUGAUACAUCUCUACUAACCUAGGGUAAAGUUGGAUUACUGUAAUUGUCAAGAAAAGGUUGACAUGAUACCUGAAUGCUGAAACUGUUGUUCUGCAGUAGUUUUGUGAUUGGCUGUCUGAUUGUGUAAUCCAGCUCUGUGAAGAAACCCUGUUAGCUCACACAUGUGUGUGGUCAUACUCUUUCAUUUAAUUUAUUGAAAUGAACUCUAACUACAGCUCUACACCCACAUUGCUAAAACUGUUGAAGUGUCAAAAAUGAUAAGUGUUUAUUAAAGUCACAUGAUUUCUUUAA
Messenger RNA from Triplophysa dalaica, 8583 nucleotides. RefSeq names its product leucine-rich repeats and immunoglobulin-like domains 1 (gene lrig1). The record is from RefSeq and is a predicted model, not a curated record. The transcript is spliced from 18 exons. Bases 3958 to 6696 code for a protein of 912 amino acids. Lineage: Eukaryota; Metazoa; Chordata; Actinopteri; Cypriniformes; Nemacheilidae. Gene Ontology annotation, molecular function: protein binding.